AUGGCUCUCAAGUAUGCCCUUGCGGCCCUCGCGUUCGGGGCUGCGUUUGUGAAUGGCCAGUCCACAGAAGACUCGGUCUACACAGUUUCGGACGAUUACUAUAACUACGGCCGCACCUCACGGUAUUCUUCUAAGACGUCCCUGUUUUGGACUGCGACUGUCAAAUACCAGGACUGGGUCUCAACAUCAACAUACACCAGGUUGUCUGGCCAAACAACUACCUACCUUGACACAUACACUCGCACCAUCAAGCCCACUGUAAUGCCAACUGCCACGCCUACAUACACGUCAACUUACUCCUCCCGCUACGAGGAUGUGCUCGUCGUCGAGCUCUACUACCCUGAAAACGCGGUCGCUGAGUCGGAUUUUGUUCCCACGAGCACCUGGGAAUCCUAUGUAUCAUCGACUGCAUCAGCAUCGGUCACGUACUCCACUACCGCGUACUUUAUGCCCGUUACCAUGACCGCGCCUUCGAGUUGUCCGACCAUCUUCACAGUGGCAACGCAAGCCUCGAUCACAUACAUCCCUACCGUUGUCGCAGAUCAACUUCAGCCUACAUCGACAGACGUCAGCACCAGCACAUUCCGUUCGUACGUCGCCGAAUAUAGCAGCUGGUACCUCACCGCUGGUGCUGCGCCAUUCACUAGCACAGACGACUACUACUACAGCUACUACAUCGCGUCUUGUACACCACCACCGGCACAAUAUACAAGCGGCACGGGCAGCUCUGGCGGUGGAGGCUCCAGCUCUGGGUCCGAUGGCGACGAUUCCUGGACCGACUACCGCACCUGUUAUUUCGGCGGCUGCACGAGCCUCAAGACAUGGAUCAUCAUCAUUGCCACCGUCCUGCCCGGCAUCUUCCUGCUCGGGUUCCUCGAAUCUUGGUUCUGGUACACGCGCCUAAUGAAGGGUAAAUCUGCCCUGCGUUGCGGCACUGUGUGCUGGGUGCUUCUCUCCCUGUGGGUGCUGUGCUUCACUCGCAUGCAAGAUGCGCGCAGCAAAGAAGACCAGAAGCUCUUGCAGCAGAAGUGGAAAGAAAUGCCCGCAGGUCAGAAGUUUAAGAACUGGUCGUGGGGCUUCAAGAGAAGGUAUCCUGUCCUUCUUCUCGGACAGUACUCCAAGCAGACUGUUGGCAUCGUGCCAGAAGGCCAACCGCUGCAUCCCGCCAUGGUUCAAGCUGCUCCAGGACAAGUGUUCUACUACGGUCCUUUACCACCAGGCCCGCCCGGCUUCCAACAACCUCCCCAUGGCGGCGUACCGGGAUAUCCCAUGCCCGCACAGGGCUACCCACAGCAGGCCGGCUACUACGCAGCCUAUGUGCCCAAGGAAGGCGUCGUUGUCGGAUCCUCACCUGUGGCAGGCACAGCAACACCGCCCCAAGCUCUGCAGCCCGUAUACCACCCUCCGAACUCCCCUCCACCAAACGCCCAGCUGCCUCCGCAGCCUCAACAAGCUGCACCUGCUCCCGCACCUGCUCUCGCACCUGUCCCCACACCGCCUGCGAACGUGAGCGAAGCUCCAGCCCCCCAACCCGCUUCGGCACCAGCUCCACCAGCAACGACACAGCCAGCGCCCACACACGCUGCGCCAGCGAAGAAUGACGCGGAUGAUCUGUACGAGUAG
Molecule: messenger RNA, 1623 nt
Organism: Ascochyta rabiei
Lineage: Eukaryota; Fungi; Ascomycota; Dothideomycetes; Pleosporales; Didymellaceae
Exons: 1
Coding region: 1-1623 (540 amino acids)
Source: RefSeq, a predicted model, not a curated record